CUUUAUGGGCAUGUUUAUUCUGGCAUCAGAGAAACACGUUUCUGUCCGGAUAACGACAUGGGCUCUGGAGACAGUUUGAGGAAGAUUACUGCCCUGAUUGGAGUCUUUGUGGUUUUAAAGGUGCAAGCUGUUCCGACACGUACCGGUGAUAAUGCAGAUGCUGGUGAACUGAGGGAUGACAUACUUGACAUUAACAGAGGGUUAGAUCACCUGUUUGAAGGGGACAUCGCUGGUAAUCCCAACAGAAAUGCAAUCCUUGAUCAAACAAGAAGAUGGAAGUUUCCCAUUGCCUAUAUCUUGACUGAUUCUUUAGAACUGAAUGCUAAAGGUGUGAUCCUCCAGGCUUUUGAGGAAUACCGUUUGAGAUCCUGUGUAGACUUCAAGCCCUACGAGGGAGAGACCAGCUACAUCUCCUUCACCAAGCUGUCUGGAUGCUGGUCAUAUGUUGGAGACGAUAAAGUAGGCCAGAAUGUGUCCAUUGGCGCCGGGUGUGACACUAAGGCCAUUGUGCAACAUGAGCUCCUUCACGCUCUGGGCUUUUACCAUGAACAGUCUCGCUCAGAUAGAGAUGACUAUGUCAAAAUCUGGUGGGACCAGAUUGAAGAAGGAAAGGAGCACAAUUUCAACAAGUAUGAAGAUGACUUCAUCACUGAUAUGAACACGGCGUAUGAUUAUGAGUCCAUCAUGCACUACAGACCACUGUCUUUCAACAAGAACGAGAGCAUCCCCACAAUUACCACCACCAUACCAUAUUUUAAUGAGGUCAUUGGCCAACGGCUGGACUUCAGUGCUGUCGACAUCACCAGGCUCAACCGCAUGUAUGACUGUGCCAACACACACACUCUCCUGGACCAAUGCUCCUUUGAGCAGAUCAACAUCUGUGGAAUGAUCCAGAAUGAGGAGGACAACGCAGACUGGGUCCAGACGUUGAGCAGUCCAGCUGAUACAGACCACACCCUGGGAGGGCGCUGCAGAGAUUCUGGUUACUACAUGAAGUUUGACACAUCUUCCGGCGCAGUUGGAAGCAGCGCCUUGCUGGAGUCACGUAUCCUGUACCCCAAGAGAGACGAGCAGUGCCUGCAGUUCUUCUACAAGAUGACUGGAGCAGCUGGGGACCAACUGGUGAUAUGGAUCAGGACUGAUGACGGGACGGGGACUGUGAGUAGUGCCAGGAAGAUACACACCAUUACAGGUGAUGGAGAUGCUGCCUGGAAAAUAGCCCAUGUGACUCUCAAGGUGACAGAGAAGUUCCGCUAUUUCUUCCAAGGCAUCAGAGGAUCAUCCACCUCCUCGGGCACCAUCUUAAUCGAUGACAUCACUCUUACUGAGACCGUUUGCCCCACACUCUUCACCACUGGAACAAACCAACAGCUUCUUCAGGAGCAGUGUUUGAUGCCAGCUGCCAAUGCUACCGCGGUCCAGACUUUGGCUGGAGCACGUUCAUUUCUCACAAGCAUCUGCACAGGAGGAGCUUCCUCAAGAACAAUGACCUUAUCAUUACUGCCGACUUCAGUGAUUUGACCCACCUGAUCAAGACUGAGGUACCUGUCAAACCGGCCACACCAAGUGAUGACAUCACUGAUGAGAAGCCAGUCAGUGCGGUGGAAAUGAGACAGGAGGCACCAAAACACAGAGAAGCACGUGCUGCCAACCCCUGUCAUCCCAACGCCUGUUAUAAUGGAGGCGUGUGUGUGGAGAGUGAAGGGAAGGCCUCAUGCAGGUGUGCAUCAAGCCAGACCACCUACUACACUGGUAAAAGGUGUGAGGAACUAAACAUAAACAGAAGCAUUCUGGGAGCUCUGGUUGGUGGCACAGCGGGGACCGUAGUUCUAACGCUGGCCAUUUUCACUGUCAUCAGGAGAGCUCAGUGAACACAUUUCAGAGGAAUAAUGGGUCCUUCAUUCAGCAGUGAAAUACACAGCAAAAUAGUUCCCAUACCAGGCAGAAGUAUUUGUAUUAAGCUCAUUUCGCACCAAGUGCACCAACUGCACCUAGUGCAUCCUGUGCCUAUCUCUAUGUAUUUCUGAUGUGUCCUCACAUGAAAAAUUUUUUACAGUUUUCUCCUUAGACUGAGCCUAGAAAUAAGACUUCUCAAAGCUGUACCCCCCAAGGUACAAAUUAAUGCAGGUUUCACUUUUAAAAUAAUUACUUUCAUCAUGAAGUAUUAAAUUGAAAACUAUACUCAAGCCUGGACUGGCAGGAAAAUAAAACUAUAGCUAAAACCAAAGUAAGCCCAAACAUCAACAAAUUAUAUUCUCCCAAAUUAACAUUUCGCAGGUGGAUAGCAUCAAUUGAUUCAUGUGACCCAAGUGUGGUUUAUUUGUAUGUUAAAUUGAAUCAUAUUUAGCUUGCUAAAUGAAUUCUGUUAAAAUGAAAAAUGUAUAGUUUGGAUUGAAAUCAUGCGCCGUGUAAAGAACAAUAAAAAACAUUUGAUGCCUUG
This is a messenger RNA of Morone saxatilis (striped sea-bass), 2440 nucleotides long. RefSeq names its product meprin A, alpha (PABA peptide hydrolase), tandem duplicate 2 (gene mep1a.2). Gene Ontology annotation, cellular component: membrane. The record is from RefSeq and is a predicted model, not a curated record. NCBI's taxonomy places the organism in Eukaryota, Metazoa, Chordata, Actinopteri, Moronidae. Gene Ontology annotation, biological process: proteolysis. Gene Ontology annotation, molecular function: zinc ion binding; metalloendopeptidase activity; protein binding.